Molecule: messenger RNA, 1700 nt
Organism: Moneuplotes crassus
Lineage: Eukaryota; Ciliophora; Spirotrichea; Euplotida; Euplotidae
Source: the annotation of a GenBank genome assembly
UUAAGAUGGAAGAGGUGUGCCACCCCAAGUUAGAAGGGUUUGAGCCAGAAAGUAUUUUUAACUUCUACAAGCUUUAUUAUUGAACUCUGUCAGAGAACAGCACUAUUUUUAUUCCUUUGACAGUCUGAAUAUUUCUUGGAUGCAUGUAUCUACUCGGCAGCACUGCAGAUGAAUAUCUCUCAAAUGCACUUGAGAGUAUUGCCAAAAAUCUUAAAAUAAGUGAGACCAUAUCUGCUAUCACUUUGCUUGCACUAGGAAAUGGAGCUCCUGAUAUAUUUGCAUCAUUCUCUGCAGCAGGCUCAUCUGAAGGAAUUUAUCUCUCCUUAAGUUCUAGCAUGGGAGGAGUUCUUUUCAUUAUCGCAAUUGUGACUAGUAUUGUCAUUUUCACAGCAGGGGAUAACCAGGUGACAACUGACAAAUCAGUAUUCUAUAGGAAUAUUUUGUUCUUAAUAACUGCUAUACUUCUGUUGCUAUUCUCUGGGGUUAUCAGGCGAAGAAUUGAUUUAGCAACAUGAGCACUCUUAAUCUUCAUCUAUAUUGUAUAUAUAGCAUUUGUAGUAGUCCAUGACAAUAAAGAAGAAGCAAUGAAAGCUAAGAGAGCCUGGAUGUUUAAUGAACUGAAAGAAACUAGCUUUAAAAAGAUGAAUCGUAGUGAAUUUUUAAAUCUCAUGGAUGAUGAAAAUGCUUAUUUUCAAAAUAUUAAUCCAUCAGGUGAAAUUAGUGGAACAUCCUCAGUUAUUUAUGAAGGAGAGGAGAUUAAGCCCGAAGAGAUGCUACAUUUCUCUAUAGAAAGCGCUAAUGGAAGUAAUAACCACAAACAGAAUGGAAAUAUGGAUAAAUUAGUAGAUGGUCUAAAAGAAACUGCAUGGGCAAAUGCAAAACACGUAGUUUUUCAAAACAAUACAACGAAUGCAUCUAAAUAUAAAAGCAUGUCUUUCAUUGAAUUUCUUGCAUCAUACAUACCUCUUCGGAGGAUGACAAUUCCAAUGACAAAGAGAGAAGAGUGGAAUAGAAAUUUAGAUUCUUGAACUCCUUUUAUGUCAGUAUUAUUUUUCCUUCUUGUAUCUGGGUUGUUUAACCCAUUCAGUCCUAUUCAGAUAAUUAUCUUAUCUUCUGCUUUGUGAGUCUCUGUGAUUAUUAGGUUUAAUACUUACGCUUCUGAGCCGCCUGGAAGCCCUGUCCCAGGAAUGAUGAUAUUCCAAGCGUUCAUAAUGUCAAUAGUUUGGAUCUGGACACUCGCAAAUAUUGUUGUUGACCUAAUCACAAUUUAUGGAGAUAUCUUAGGAGUUAGUCCAUCAAUACUGGCAGCUACACUCCUUGCUAUAGGAAACUGAGUGGGAGAUGCAAUGGCAAGCUUCAGUAUCGCAAAGAAAGGCUAUGGAGGAAUGGCAAUGAUGGGUUGUUUCGCCUGCCCUCUCUUUAACUUCCUCAUAGGCCUCAGCCUGAGCUCAUCCAGGUUAUUACUCUUCGCACCAGAAGACCCUAACGAGUCACUGCUCACCCGGAGUAUAAAAUUCGACCUACUUAGCUCGAAGGCAACCGUAGUCUUAUUCGGUGCAUUAACAAUCUUAUGAAUCCUGGCUUUGUUCAUCAUCCUCGUUCCUAGGAACAAGUUUAAGUUCAGUAGCAAGCAAGCAAUAGUGAGGCUGUCGGCUUACGGCUGAUUUAUACUAGGAUUGGUGUAUUUACUGUUUACAUAA